This is a messenger RNA of Hippopotamus amphibius kiboko, 908 nucleotides long. It is a transcript of the gene MDK, whose product is annotated as midkine. Bases 133 to 630 code for a protein of 165 amino acids. Lineage: Eukaryota; Metazoa; Chordata; Mammalia; Artiodactyla; Hippopotamidae. The record is from RefSeq and is a predicted model, not a curated record. Gene Ontology annotation, molecular function: growth factor activity. The transcript is spliced from 6 exons.
GUUUCAAGGGGUCCUGGUUCCCGUCUGGGGGCGGGGUCCCAGGGGCUGCCCGGGCCCUGACCCCUGCCCGGCCGCCGCCGAGGCCGGGGGAGGAGCUGAUUUCCUCCCGCUUCCCGCCUCCCGCCGGGACGGAUGCAGCGCCGAGGCUUCCUCCUCCUCGCCCUCCUCGCCCUGCUGGCGCUCACCUCCGCGGUGGCCAAAAAGAAAGACAAAGUGAAGAAGGGAGGCCCGGGGAGCGAGUGUGCGGAGUGGACCUGGGGGCCCUGCACCCCCAGCAGCAAGGACUGCGGCGUGGGUUUCCGCGAGGGCACCUGCGGGACCCAGACGCAGCGCAUCCGGUGCCGGGUGCCUUGUAACUGGAAGAAGGAGUUUGGAGCCGACUGCAAGUACAAGUUUGAGAGCUGGGGGGCCUGUGAUGGGGACACCGGCACCAAAGCCCGCCAAGGCACCCUGAAGAAGGCGCGGUACAAUGCCCAGUGCCAGGAGACCAUCCGUGUGACCAAGCCCUGCACCGCCAAGACCAAAGCCAAAGCCAAAGUUUCAUUCCUGACGCAAGGCAGCCCUGGAGGCCAGCAGGGCAGAGGGGAAUCUGCCCACGUCUCAGCCAAGAGAGGAAAGGGGAAGGACUAGCGGCCAGGCCUGGCCCCCUCCACAGGCCCGAGAUGUCACCCACCAGUGCCUUUCGCCUUUUGUUAGCUUUAUCAGUCGUGCCCUGCGUCUUCCCUUCCAUGCGCCCACCCCCACCCCAAGUGCCCGAAGUGGGGGGGACAAGGGAUUCCGGGCAGCUGGCGCCCCCCGCCGAGGGAUCUGAUUCCCCAGUACCCGCUUGUUUUCUUUCCCCCAAUGAUGCCAUUACUAAGAAAAAUAAAAUAACUUUUUUUUUUCCCAAUAAAAGCCUUUCUUUAAUA